CCUUCUUUGUGCUUAUGUGCAGGACUUUUCUCAUGUACAUACAUUCAAAGGUCAUGAGCAUAAAGUCAUGGCAGUAGUCUAUGUGGAUGAAGAACAACCAUUAUGCAUAAGUGGUGACAGUGGAGGUGGUAUAUUUGUAUGGAGCACUAGUUUCCCUCUUGGGCAAGAACCAAUAAAGAAAUGGAAUGAACCAAAGGAUUGGCGUUAUAGUGGUAUUCAUGCCUUGGCUAGUUUAGGGAAAUAUCUAUAUACUGGCAGUGGAGAUAAGACAAUUAAAGUGUGGUCAUUGCUGGAUGGUGCCCUAUCAUGCACUAUGAAUGGUCACAAAUCCGUAGUUUCUACACUAGCAGUAUGCAAUGGGGUUCUUUAUAGUGGGAGUUGGGAUGGAACCAUCCGAUUGUGGAGUCUAAGUGAUCAUAGUCUGUUGACGGUAUUGGAGGAAGUCAGUAUGGGGAAUGUAUACUCUGUCUUGUCUCUUACUGCCAAUCAGCAUACUAUUGUUGCAGCUCAUGAAAAUGGAUCUAUAAAGGUCUGGAGUAAUGAUGUGUUAAUGAAAUCCAUGCAAACACAUAAUGGUUCCAUCCUGUCUAUUUGCAUGGAGGGGAAAUGGCUGUUUACAGGAGGCUGGGACAAGACUGUCAGUGUGCAGGAACUAAUGGUGAAUGAGUUUCACGUGGAUGCCAUACCUAUUGGUUCAAUAUCCUGUGGUUCUGUCAUAACAGCUUUGUUUUACUGGCAAGGAAAGCUUUUUGUUGGAUAUGCUGACCGAACUGUUAAGGUAUAUUAUUACGGAAAGUGAUCAGACUCUUCACAUAUUAAGCUGCUUUUGGUUGCUCUAUAUUUGUAAAGCUCAGCUAUCCAUCCUUAACUUCUGGGAACUUUGUGGGAAGUAAUUGAAAACACAGAUGGAGUACCAGGAUAAUUAUGAAUAGGAUUAUGGAUCCCUGACAAAGGAUGGGAGAUUUUUAGUAUUCUGGUGGUUUCCUCCUUGGUAAACUUUGUAGAACAAUAAUACAUGGACAUUUGUGUAAAGAAUAUAAAUAAGGAAAGGAAAUAUACUAAAACUGGAAGGCGUUCUUUCUGUAGAGAACAUUGUACAGAUAAUGGUCAUGUAUAUAAGUUCAUGUAAAAUACAUGAUUGACGA
This is a messenger RNA of Pistacia vera, 1145 nucleotides long. Its product is annotated as myosin heavy chain kinase B-like. The record is from RefSeq and is a predicted model, not a curated record. The coding region runs from base 68 to 799 and encodes 243 amino acids. The transcript has 5 exons. Lineage: Eukaryota; Viridiplantae; Streptophyta; Magnoliopsida; Sapindales; Anacardiaceae. Gene Ontology annotation, molecular function: protein binding.